This is a messenger RNA of Closterium sp. Naga37s-1, 2235 nucleotides long. The record is from the annotation of a GenBank genome assembly. NCBI's taxonomy places the organism in Eukaryota, Viridiplantae, Streptophyta, Zygnematophyceae, Desmidiales, Closteriaceae.
AUGCGCGGACAAAUCGCCACGCCUUCGCACUCGCUUAGGCCACACCACCUUAGACAAGACCGCCCCACGCCUCCUCUCGCUGCCUCACCGCGAGGCCAUUGGCGACAGCGCCUCCCCUCCCCACAAAGUCCCGUUGAGCCUCGACGCGCUAGCAUCUGCAUCCCAUCCCUUCCUCCACUCCUAGCUCGCCGUCCGCCGUUCGCCGUGCGCGAUUGGGUACGUCAUCCCCCCUUCCCGCCACGCCUUCUCUUCUUCCGGGUACGCCCUUGUUUCCUCCCCUGCACGCCCUCAUUCCAGAGCACUGAAUUUCCCUUUCCGCAACCUCAUUUCCGCCCGAAAUCCCCUUUCCGCAACCUCUCGCCUUACCCAUUCCUGCUCCUAUUGCCUCCCGGUUCAAAUUCUUCUUUCGCCUCCCCGCGCGUGCUCCUCUCGCAUCCCCUCGCUCUCCUCUCGCUUUCCCCGCCCGGCCUCCUCACGCCUCCCCGCGCGCUCGACUCUCGCCUCCACGCGCGGCCUCCUCUCGCCUUGCCGCGCGUUCUCCUCUCGCCUCCCCGCGCGCGCGACUUUCGCCUCCCCGCGCUCUCCUCUCGCCUCCCCGCGCGCCCUUCUCCUCCUCUCACCACGCCUUCUCCUCCUCUCACCACGCCUUCUCCUCCUCUCACCACGCCUUCUCCUCCUCUCACCACGCCUUCUCCUCCUCUCACCAUGCCUUCUCCUCCCGCCACCCCCUCUCCUCCUCCCACCAUGCCUUCUCCCCCUCCCGCCGUGCCCUAUCGUCCUCACGCCAUGCCUUCUCCUCCUCUCGCCAUGCCUUCUCCUCUCGCCAUGCCUUCUCCUCCUCUCACCACGCCUUCUCCUCCUCCCACCAUGCCUUCUCCUCAUCCCACCAUGCCUCCUCCCCCUCCCGCCGUGCCUUCUCGUCCUCCCGCCACUCCUCCUCUCCUGCUUCCCACCAUUUCCCCGCCUGCUUCCCCUAUUUUCCCCCUCUGCUCCUCUUUCCCCAUCUUCUCAACUUUCCCACCUCCGCUCUUUUUUCCCCUCUGCUUCUCUUCUCCCCCUCUUCUCCUCUUUUCCCUCACUGCUCCUCUUUCCCCCCUGUGCUCCUCUUUUCCCCCCCCUACUCCACUUUCCCCCUCUGCUCCUCUUUCCCUCUCUGCUCCUCUUUUUCCCGUCUGCUCCUCUUGUCCCCCUCAGCUCAUCUUUCCCCCCUCUGCUCAUCCUUUUCCUUACUGCACCUCUUUCCACCCACCGCUCCUCUUUUCCCCCUCUGCUCCUGUUUCUCCCCCCCGCUCUCAGUUUUCCUCCCCUGCUCCCCUUACCCUCUCUGAUCUUCUUUUCCCCCUCAAAUCCUCCUUCCCAUCCGCACCUCCCCCGUCCCCUCUUAUUCCUCUCCCUUCCCCGCCAGCUCACUCACCCCUUUCUUCUUUUGCUUCUCAGCCGCCAGUGAACCCGCGGGCUCCGUGCUCUGCCUACAGGUGGCUGAUGCUUUCUCCCGAUCGACAUGGCGCAAGAGCCCCAUCCUUGCCUUUCCGUCCCCAACCCCACCCUUCCCACCCAGGUGCCAUGAAAAGCCACGCUCAUCUUUCUUACUUCCCAUUCUUACGUCCCAUCUCCCCUCCCUCCCUUCCUAUCUCCUUCCCUCCCUGCCCUUCCCUUUCUGCCCUACCCUUCCUGCAAUUCUUACCCCUCACAUACUUCCAUUCCUUACUUUUUUUCCACAUCCGUGCCUUCUCAUCUCACAUCCCUGCCUUCUCAUCUCACAUCCCUGCCUUCUCAUCUCACAUCCCUGCCUUCCCAUCUCACAUCCCUGCCUUCCCAUCUCACAUCCCUGCCUUCCCAUCUCACAUCCCUGCCUUCCCAUCUCACAUCCCUGCCUUCCCAUCUCACAUCCCUGCCUUCCCAUCUCACAUCCCUGCCUUCCCAUCUCACAUCCCUGCCUUCCCAUCUCACAUCCCUGCCUUCCCAUCUCACAUCCCUGCCUUCCCAUCUCACAUCCCUGCCUUCCCAUCUCACAUCCCUGCCUUCCCAUCUCACAUCCCUGCCUUCCCAUCUCACAUCCCUGCCUUCCCAUCUCACAUCCCUGCCUUCCCAUCUCACAUCCCUGCCUUCCCAUCUCACAUCCCUGCCUUCCCAUCUCACAUCCCUGCCUUUUUUCCUCACAUCCCUGCCUUUUUUCCUCACAUCCCUGCCUUUUUUCCUCACAUCCCUGCCUUCCCUCCCAUAGAGGUCACAUGA